AUGGGUCACGGCUACCACCACCACAAUCACGAAAAGAAGCCCCUGCAGUGGUUCGCAUCGCCGCUGGCCGAGGAUCACCAUAAGAAAGAGCAUCAGAGCCCACCGAUCACUCGCGAAAACACACAGGCAGUCCUCGAUAUCGGAACUCAGAGUGACGAUGUCGAUGACGGUCCUCCACUAAGCUAG
Molecule: messenger RNA, 186 nt
Organism: Alternaria arborescens
Lineage: Eukaryota; Fungi; Ascomycota; Dothideomycetes; Pleosporales; Pleosporaceae
Exons: 1
Coding region: 1-186 (61 amino acids)
Source: RefSeq, a predicted model, not a curated record